AUGAUUCAAGUGCAAAUAAGUUCGAGACACUACGCAUACAAGAUCAUCACGAAUUGCCUAGUGGUGAAACAAAUCACAGAACGUUUGCCCAACAUCACAAUGGACAAGCACAGAUUCAAGAUUCCGCAAAACUUACCUUUGGCCGAUCCGGAAUUUUACCGAUCUAUGGAUGUGGAUGUAUUGCUAGGUGCUGAGAUGUUUUGGAGCAUUCUUUGCAUGGGACAAAUCAAGGAGUCCUCAGAGCAUCCUUUGCUUCAAAAAACGUUGUUCGGAUGGAUAAUAGGCGGUAAAUGUCCAAGUAAUGUUGCAACACAAGGAACGACACAAUGUAACCUUUCAGUGAAUCAUACUAGUCUAGAGCAAGCUGUUGAAAGGUUCUGGCAAAUGGAACAAGUUUUGACCAAACCGGUGCUUACAGCCGAAGAGCGAGAAUGUGAAGAACACUUCAACGAAACUCAUCGCCGAACGGAACAAGGCAGAUUCGUGGUACAAUUGCCAAUCAAAAGGGACAAGUUGCAGACACUAGGAUCUUCCUACGACAUAGCGCUGAAACGAUUUUAUUCAAUGGAGCGUAAAUUGAAUCGCCAUCCAGAAAUGAAAAGGGAAUACGCACAGUUUAUGCAAGAAUAUCUAGAGCUCCAGCACAUGCAUCCUGUCACUCUAGAAACUCAAGGAACGUUUCCAGCUUAUUACAUGCCGCAUCAUGCUGUUUUCAAGGAUACUAGCUCCACCACAAAGAUACGUGUCGUGUUCGAUGCUUCCUGUAAGACCGACACAGGAGUGUCACUUAAUGAUAUUCUGAUGGUAGGGCCAACUCUGCAACAAGAUCUCAUUUCCAUUCUAUUCAAGUUUCGUAUUUGGCAGUACGUCCUCACUGGAGAUGUGGCCAAAAUGUACCGACAGGUCUUGAUCAAUGAGUCUCAAUGGGCAUUACAAAGGAUUUUAUGGCGAAACAGCGAUGAAGAAGAAGUGAGGGUUUUUGAGUUAACUACUGUCACAUAUGGCACUGCAUCGGCAUCAUUUCUUGCAGUACGCUCUUUACAAGAGAUUGCGAAGCUGGAGCAGAGCAACAUGCCAAUGGGAUCGGCAAGAAUUCUAUCCGAUUUCUACGUCGACGACCUUUUAACGGGUGCCGACUCAAUUCAGGAUCUCAUUACAAUACGAAAUGAAGUAAAUACAAUCUUAAGUAAAGCGGGUUUUGUUCUACGCAAAUGGGCAUCAAAUGAGCAAGCAAUAUUGAAUGGCAUACCUGCAUCGUCUUCAAAUCAUAUCUUGAACAUCAGCGAGGAUGUAAAUGUACCCACACUUGGUAUGCAAUGGAACUCACAGAGCGAUACGUUUCAGUUUAAUAUUACCACUACUAAACAACUCAAGAUUUCAAAGAGGAGCAUACUCUCCACCAUUGCUCACAUCUUCGAUCCUUUGGGAAUUUUGGGGCCGAUCAUAAUUACGGCAAAAAUCUUUAUGCAACGAUUGUGGCAGUUAAAGGUUGAUUGGGAUGAAGCAGUUCCCAGCGAUAUACAAACUCAAUGGUCACGUUAUGAAUCGGAGCUCCAUGUUUUAAACAACUUCAAAUACCACGAAGUCAUUCCUAAUAACACCAAAAUCAAUAGAAUUAUGUGGCUUUUCAGAUGCCAGCGAAAAGGCAUACGGAGCUUGGUAGCGCCUUUGAAAAAUCUGUCUUUACCACGUUUGGAAUUAUGCGCUGCAUUGCUAUUAGCUCAGCUAGUGCACAAGAUUCUAAAGUCUAUUAAUGUCAAGUUCACGCGAAUAUAUCACUGGUCGGAUUCUACCAUAGCACUUUCAUGGAUAAAAUCUUCUCCUAGGAGAUGGAGCACCUUCGUUGCAAAUCGUGUUAGUGCAAUUCAAGACAUUUCAGAUCCAAACGAUUGGUACCAUAUGGAGUCAUCACGCAAUCCUGCGGACAUCGUUUCGAGAGGCAUGUCGCCAGCAUUGUUACUCAAAGCGGAUUUAUGGUGGAAGGGUCCAACAUGGCACUCGCAAGAUGCAACUGAAUGGUACAUCAAGGAUUUACCUUUGGAUCAAGAGGUACCAGAGCAGAGGAAAACGACAACAGCUGCCAUUACCAAACAGGAAUCGCCAUGGCUAUUCGACAAAUAUUCUACCUUCAACAAAUUAGUUCGAGUUCAUGGAUACAUUUUACGUUUCAUCAAUAAUUGUCACUUCAGCAAACUCAAGCGCAAGGGAAGACUAUCAAGCGAGGAACUCAACAUGGCUAUACAAUCAUUGGUCAAAAUGAUUCAAUCAUCGGCAUUUUUAAGUGAGCUCAAAUGCUUGUGCAAUCAUCAACAGCUACCAAGAAAUAGUAAGCUUGCAUCUCUCAGUCCUUUUCUGGAUGAACAAGGAAUUUUGCGAGUUGGUGGUAGGCUUCAACAUGCUAAUAUACCAUAUUCAGCAAGACAUCAAAUGGUAUUACCUUCUAACCAUUCCUUUACAAGACUGCUAAUACAGCACGAACAUUCCAGGUUACUUCACGCUGGAUCGCAAACAACUUUGGCAUCCUUGCGUCAAGGUUUUUGGCCACUGAAUGGUAGAAAUGCAGUGCGUCAUAUUAUAAGAAGGUGCAUCAAAUGCUUUCGUACAGCCCCAUCGACGGUUCAACCAAUCAUGGGCAACCUACCGAAGCAAAGAGUUCAAAGGUCGCGAGCAUUCUCCAACGUAGGAAUUGACUUUUGCGGCCCAUUUCAGCUUCGUGAAUCAAAGCGACGUAAUGUAAAAACCAUAAAAUCUUACGCCGCCAUUUUCGUAUGCCUGGUGACCAAGGCAGUUCACAUUGAGAUAACCUUUGACUUGUCAGCUGAAGGCUUCAUACAUGUUCUUAAACGUUUCAUUGGACGAAGAGGAAAUCCAACCCACAUUUUUUCCGAUAACGCCACCAACUUCGUAGGCGCGGAUCGAGAAUUAAAGGAGUUUUACAUCAUGUUCACCAAGGAAAAGCACAAAAUAGUUUACGAUUCAAUUAGCCAAAGGAUUCAAUGGCACUUUAUACCACCGAGAGCUCCCAAUUUUGGCGGUAUUUGGGAAGCUGCUGUGCGAUCGUUCAAGACUCACUUUAAACGGGUUGUCGGCACAGCUCUGCUAAUAACUGACGAAAUGCAAACCUUAUCAAUCCAAAUUGAAGCUAUACUAAAUUCCCGUCCUAUCACUGUGCUAUCCAACGAUCUCAAUGAUCUGUCUUACCUAUCUCCCGGGCAUUUUCUCAUUGGAGAUAUACUUACUGGGAUACCGGAACCUGCACUAAUAGAGGUUCAAGAAAACAGGCUUUCCAGAUGGCAACGAGUCGAGCAAAUGCGUCAGCAUCUAUGGAGGAGAUGGUCCAAGGAUUAUCUCAAUCAGUUGCAACAACGAACAAAAUGGAGCACCAAAGACAUUAAUAUCGCUCCUGGUGACAUGGUACUCAUUCGAGAAGAUAAUGUGCCACCAUUGUGCUGGCCUCUUGGUAGGGUGCAGGAAGUUCACCCUGGAGACGAUGGUGUCGUCCGAGCAGCGACAAUUAAAACUGCCAAGGGAAUCUUUAAAAGGCCAUCCAAUAAACUGAGUCUACUUCCCAUGGAGAAAUAA
Messenger RNA from Linepithema humile (Argentine ant), 3582 nucleotides. Lineage: Eukaryota; Metazoa; Arthropoda; Insecta; Hymenoptera; Formicidae. The record is from RefSeq and is a predicted model, not a curated record.